This is a messenger RNA of Aphanomyces invadans, 2328 nucleotides long. RefSeq lists its product as hypothetical. The transcript is spliced from 5 exons. NCBI's taxonomy places the organism in Eukaryota, Oomycota, Saprolegniomycetes, Saprolegniales, Verrucalvaceae. Gene Ontology annotation, biological process: negative regulation of double-strand break repair via homologous recombination; regulation of sister chromatid segregation; DNA repair. Bases 1 to 2166 code for a protein of 721 amino acids. Gene Ontology annotation, molecular function: protein binding. Gene Ontology annotation, cellular component: cytosol; nuclear speck. The record is from RefSeq and is a predicted model, not a curated record.
AUGACUCAUGUCGCCGUCUGCCGACAGAUCUUGGGCGACAUUGCAAACGAUUUGCGCGUUCACCUCGCUCGUCGAAAAGUCGCGUCGGAGCUCCAGGCGAGAUGUGUCUAUCGGUGGCGUGACCAUGCCGGUUCCCUCUUGCGACCCUAUCCGUUGCGAUAUUCACCUUUACACACCCAUGACCACUUUCGUUGGUGCUUCGUGCAUUCGUUGAGCCGAAUUCGACGUGAACGCGAGCACAGCCGCAGUGCCGGCACCCGUCGUCUCGUCCAUGCUUUGCUCAAAACACUGCAUUGGCCGGUCGUUCUGCGAGCCACAGCAGAUCGUGUUGUCCAAGCGCGCGUCAGCAUACCCAGCAUCAAAAAGACGAUUCAAAUAUGUUUGAGUGACUUGAUCAAGGUGGACGUAGCGCUAAAGUGCAACCACGCAACGCACGACUCAUUCCAUUCCCUCGGGACGGUCGCAUACACUUGUGUCAAGUGCGGCGUCCGUGUCGACUCUACGUCGAAGAGCUACUUGUUUGUCCAAGCGUUGGACACAGCCAAGUUUGAGUACUUGCUCGUGACGCUGCGCCCCAAGUUGUUGCUCCACUUGGAGCGGCAGAACAUGGCACUGGAAGACGUCCAGUCUUUCUGCCGCCACCACCGCGUCGAACUUGAGACCACGGCGGCGUUGCUCCUCCAGCGUGCGAUCCUUCUCUUCCUUCGGCGCAAGCACGGCAGAAGGGCGGAAAGUCGAGUUUUGGUCUCGUUGAACGCGCAUGACCGACGCCGGCGGCAACGGCAAUGCGCCCGCGACCUAUAUCGUGUUCAAUGUCGUGUUCGACGCAAGCCAAUCAAAUUGCUUCAAAUCGUGGAUGGCGCACUAUCAUUGGGUCGUAGCUACGACGCAAACGACAAUGUCGACCUGCCUGCCAAGAUAUCUACUCCAACGCCAACAACAUUGCGCGAAAGCAUUGCCGCAUCAACCCCUGAAAGCGUCGGAAGGUUACCUUCUAACCAAGCGACACCCUCGACAGCCCCUCUGUUGCCGUACUCCAACUUGCAGACUUCUACCGCGUCGCAUACUGCGACGGAAGUGAUUUCGUCCAUCGUGCUCCCAUCCAUCGAGAGAUCCACGCCGUCCCCAGAGUUUUAUCGUUGCUUUGCCCCUCAAUGCGGGGGUCGAAAAUUCCUCAACAAAAAGUGGUAUGUCUUGCACAUGGAAAAGCACGCAACUACCAAGAAACGAUUGCAUGACGAAGCUGCGUUCCUCGACCGCAUGCGCAACCACGGAUUGCCCAUGCUGCGGCAACACACGGAGGCCCCACCACCUGUUCCGCAGAAGCCCAUGUCCAAGCAAUGCCUGCCAUCUCUGGGAAAUCACAAAUCGGCGACGAUGCUCAUGCAAUUGGUUCGCCUUGAUACAGUUGCCGCGGCGGAUGCCCAAGUCGUCCGUGUCACUCGCGACAUGGCUGAACUCGUGAUGGGUCGAAGCGUCAAGCACUGCGACAUCAUCAUAGACUGCCCAGCUUAUCCGGGUCUUGUGAGCAAGCAGCAUCUUCGUCUGGUCAUCUCCGACAGCACGACUGUGGUGGUGGAAGACUUGGGCAGCAAGAACGGGACAUUUGUGAACGGCAAACAGCAGCACCAACGUUUGGAGCUGUAUGCUGGCGACAUGCUAGAACUGGGCCGCGUGAAGCACCGCCCAGAGAGCGGCGUUGUCUUUGUGUGCCACUUGCCAAAUUGCGCAAUGAGCCAAGUGAGCGCGACAAGGAAGCUUUUCGUGCGCCAACUUCUGUCGGCGAGGAGUCUACCGGAGAGUAGGAACAAGUACCUGUAUAGAGGUGUCGAGCUCAUCCGCGCAUGGAUCCAGGGAAUCGUGGUGGACGUUCAAAUGCCACGGUUUGCAGUUGACGACGGCACUGGGAUCAUGUGGAUCGACAUGCAGGGUUUGAUUAAGGCCAAUUCAUCGCUGAGUGUUCAAGUGGGGGAGUACGUAAUGAUCAUCGGUCCCGUCCUUGGGACUCAAGGCACACCCCAACACGUCGCGCCAGACCGGAUCCAAGCGCAUCAAGUCAUCCCGCUAACAGCGAAAGACGUGCACCGCGAAUGUAUGUGGUUCCUUGAAGUCAUUGAAUAUUGGACCCAUGUAGUGGGGACCCCAACGAUCGAGAUUGACGACUGAGCACUACGGGGGGUCUAUUACGUAUUUGAGGUCCUGCCUAGACGACGCUGGUCGUCGUGAGCUUGGCUUCCAUCCGUGCAACAGCAUCGGCAAGCUUGUCGAUCUGUUCAGAGUGCUGACCCAACGUCAUAAACAUCCUGCCUUGCUGGGUUGCGAGCUGCU